Molecule: messenger RNA, 2396 nt
Organism: Oppiella nova
Lineage: Eukaryota; Metazoa; Arthropoda; Arachnida; Sarcoptiformes; Oppiidae
Source: the annotation of a GenBank genome assembly
AUGGUUAGCAGUCAUUAUCACCAACAGCUGAUCCAAUGUCAACAAACCUUUGAUAUCUGGUCGCAGUAUUUGCCGAAAUGCAUGGCCGAUGCCUUGAGCACCGGCUGCGACACGUUUAUCUCCUGCACAUCGAGCUCCUCAUAUGUGGGCAGUUGGACGUCAUCUGUGAUAGUCAUCACUUGGGAUCCGAUGGACACGAAGUCUUUUGCCAAAUGUUGUUGUGAACCAAAUUCAAUGCAAUUCACACUUCACUGCACGACUCACUCGUACGACAAUUACGUCCACAUUAACCAUACAUUCAGUGAAUACUGCGGUCAACAGAAUAUAGUGCAUGACUCCAAUUAUAAUCCAAAUGACAGGAAAUACUUGAAUGCCGGCGACAUCAGUGUUGUAGUUGUAUAUUUUGUCCUGGUAUUAGCCACCGGCUUUUAUUUUCGAAAGCUAUGUAUCGAUCAAAUAGAGGAACAAUUAGCGGAUAUUUUCUCGCCGGAAGAUAUAUGGUUUGGCUUCCGGUGUGUACCCAUUAUUAUAGUGGGUGCAUCAGUCUUUGCUUCAAAUAUAGGGUCCGAACAUUUUAUCGGAUUAGCUGGAUCAGGAGCUGCUUCUGGUAUAGGAGUGGGAGCUUUUGAAUUCAAUGCACUGAUUAUACUUCAAAUUACUGGCUGGAUAUUUUUGCCAGUGUUCAUCGCAAGUAGAGUUUGCACUUUACCCGAGUAUAUGUCAAAACGAUUUGGUGGCACCAGAAUAAGGACUUAUUUGGCAAUUCUAUCAAUGCUUUUAUAUAUCUUCACAAAAAUUUCAGUAAAUCUGUAUUCCGGUGGGAUAUUCAUUCAGCAAGCGUUGGGUUGGGACCUAUAUUUUAGUGUAAUCCUAUUGCUUGUUAUUACAUCGAUUUGUACGGUUACCGGUGGACUCACAGCAGUUAUAUAUACCGAUACUUUCCAAUGUUUUAUUAUGAUUAUCGGAGCUUCUGUUGUUGCAAUAAAAAGUCUCAUAGAAGUGGGAGGUUUGGGGGCAUUACAAGAGAAAUAUCUGAAAGCUAUUCCGUCGUCCAUACCGUCCAAUAAGUAUGAGUGCGCUGUCCCUAAGGAGCACUCUUUCCAAAUGCUGAGACCAUUGGACGACCCGGACAUGCCAUGGCUCGGGUAUUGGUGCGCUGACCAAAUGAUGGUUCAACGGCUAUUAGCUGCCAAAUCAUUAUCUCAUGCACAGGGAGGCACUAUAUUUGCAGGAUUCCUCAAAAUAUUCCCGCUAUUCUUGAUUAUAAUUCCCGGAAUGAUAAGCAGAGUUUUGUACACUGAUGAGGUUGCAUGUGUUGAUCCAAACAAGUGUAUGCAAUUCUGCAAUAGUCCGGUCAGUUGUUCAAACACAGCCUACCCUAAAUUAGUAUUGGGAUUAAUGCCCAGUCCUUUCAAAGGAUUAAUAUUAGCCGUAAUGUUGGCCGCAUUGAUGAGUGACUUGACCUCAAUAUUCAAUAGUUCGAGUACUUUAUUCACUUGUGAUAUCUGGCCAUUGAUUCGUAAGAAAGCAACACUCACUGAGCUUAUGAUUGUCGGCCGAUGUUUUGUGAUAGUAAUGGUUGUCAUUAGUAUUCUAUGGAUUCCAAUAAUACAAGAGAUGCAAAAUGGAGAGCUCUAUAUAUACAUCCAGGACAUUGCGGCCAACCUGUCCCCACCCAUUGCAGCCGUUUAUAUUCUGGCCAUUCUUUGGAAGAGACUCAACGAGUGCGGAGCCUUUUGGUCACUAAUUAUCGGAUUAAUAGCCGGAAUCAUUAGAUUAAUAUUGAAUCUAAUAUACAGAGAACCGGUUUGUGGGGAAUUAGAUUCUCGACCAAAUAUUCUUAAACUUCAUUACAUGUAUUUCGCAAUAAUUGUCUUUUGGUUAACAAUCUUUUCGGCGGUAAUAAUCAGCUUUAUUACAAAGAAAACGGAAGAAUUUAGGCUCAUAAGAACCACAUAUUGGACGCGAUUUGAUGAAAGAGAAAGAAGCGAUGAAAUGGAGAAUAUGAGGCAAAUUGAGUGCCAAAACAUCAACACUGAGAACAACAGCCAAACGAACGGAACUCUAAUGACAUUAAGCGCUGAUUAUGACAUCAAAGCAGCAAAAGAAUCUCAAAUGAAAAACUUUUUCCAAUGGUUUUGUGGAAUCAAUUACAAGAAACAGAACACACGUCAAGUGAACGAGAAUUUGGCGAACAUUUCAUCCAUUCAUCAAACAAAGAAUCAGAAGAGGAUUCUCACGAGUUGUGUGAUAGUCGUGAUCACUGUUGCGGUCACUCUAUUCAUAUAUUUUUCACUCCCAUUAAGUCUCCGGUAGUAACUCAAACUCAAACCCAUAUUACUGUCAAUAAAUUGCAUAAAUAUUUAUGGAAACAGUUAUUGUUUUAACACAAAAUC